This is a messenger RNA of Malus domestica (apple), 2373 nucleotides long. Its product is annotated as probable galacturonosyltransferase 3. Lineage: Eukaryota; Viridiplantae; Streptophyta; Magnoliopsida; Rosales; Rosaceae. The record is from RefSeq and is a predicted model, not a curated record. Gene Ontology annotation, molecular function: polygalacturonate 4-alpha-galacturonosyltransferase activity.
GAGAAAGAAGCGACAGUGUUUCUCCGUACGUUGUCUCUCCGUACGUCGGCAAUGGAAGUUCUUCCGAGAACGUCGGCGAGCUUCGUUUCUCUGCUUAUCCUCUGUAUCUCAUUGGUUGCUUUGCACUGUGUCCUAAUUGGAGCAGAUAUAUCUGAUGCUACAGCACGGCAAAGAGAUAUCAGUAAAUACCGAUCGCUCUGUGAUUGUGAGCAAUGUGAAGAUGGCACGGGAGAGGGUGCAUCUGUGAUCAGAGUCAGUACUCUACCAGAUGAAAAGAAUAUUGACAUAAUUGCGACAUACAGCAACAAUCUUGGAGCUAUGCAAAGUAGUAGGGUUAAAAUGGGGGACCUAUCCGCUUCUUGGGUCUUGGAAAAUCCUGUUGAUGGAAGGCAGGAACAUCCAAAGAGAUUUGAGAUGGCGGAGGAUUCAUCUCAAUCUGGAUUGACAUUUGAAGAAAAGACUCAGCAUCCUACAGAUGAUCAUCAAUCUGGUGAAGGUGAACUUCCAUAUUCUCGUCUAUCAUCAAUGAGCCCAGUGAAGCUCAAGCGUCGGGUAAUGCGGCAAGAAAGGAGGAAUCUUCGGACUGCAGAGUUGAUAGGAAAGGAUACAGAAGCUAAUAACCAGAUGGCUGCAGCAGCAAUUGAACGAUCAAAAGACUUUGAUCCCCUUGUCAAGGGAAAGUACAGCAUAUGGAGGAGUGAUUAUGAAAGCCCAAAUUCUGAUUCAACCUUGAAACUUAUGCUGGACCAGAUCAUAAUGGCCAAAUCUUACGCAAGCAUUGCCAUGUCGAAGAAUGAAACUGAUCUUUUUAAUUCUCUCAUGAAACACUAUAAACUUAGUCAGCAUGCUAUUGGAGAAGCAAGUUCAGACGCUGAGCUUCAUUCAAGUGCACUUAACCGAGCCAAAGCAAUGGGCCGUGUUCUCUCUGCAGCGAAAGACAAAUUAUAUGACUGCCUCACUGUCGAAAGGAAGUUGAGAGUCAUGCUUCAGUCAACUGAAGAGAAUCUAAAUGCUUUGAAGAAAAAGAGUGCAUUCUUGAAUCAGCUUGCUGCAAAAACAGUCCCUAAACCGUUACAUUGCCUUCCUCUACAACUUGCAUCUGACUAUUUCUUAUUGGGUUAUCAUAAUAGAGGGGAUGCAAACAAAGAAAAGCUUGAGGAUCCUUCUCUCUUCCACUAUGCCAUCUUUUCUGAUAAUGUUAUAGCAACAUCAGUGGUUGUUAAUUCUACCGUGCUGCAUGCGAAGGAACCCAACAAGCAUGUUUUUCAUGUAGUCACCGAUAAACUAAAUUAUGCUGCUAUGAGAAUGUGGUUUAUUGUCAACCCUCCUGCAGGAGCAACAGUCCAGGUUGAAAACAUUGAUGAUUUCAAAUGGCUGAAUUCUUCUUCGUGUUCUGUUCUCCGUCAACUUGAAUCUGCCAGACUUCAAGAAUAUUAUUUCAAGGCAAAUCAUCCUUCUUCCCUCUCUAUGGGUUCUGACUCUCUUAAAUAUCGGAAUCCAAAAUAUUUGUCCCUGCUGAAUCAUCUAAGAUUCUACCUUCCUGAUGUUUACCCAAAGCUGGACAAGAUCCUAUUUCUGGAUGACGAUAUUGUAGUUCAGAAGGAUUUGACGCCUAUUUGGUCUGUUGACCUUCAAGGGAAUGUAAAUGGUGCAGUGGAGACCUGUAAAGAGAGCUUCCAUCGGUAUGAUAAAUAUCUCAACUUCUCAAAUCCAUUAAUCUCUGAUAACUUUGAUUCCAAUGCUUGUGGCUGGGCAUUCGGCAUGAAUAUCUUCGACUUGAAGGAGUGGAGGAAGCGAAACAUCACUGGUAUAUAUCAUCGUUGGCAAGACAUGAAUGAGGACAGAACUCUUUGGAAACUUGGGACAUUGCCACCAGGACUUAUAACUUUCUACAACCUGACCUAUCCGCUGGAUCGGGGUUGGCAUGCGUUGGGACUUGGCUAUGACCCGGCCCUCAACAAAACGGCGAUAGAGAAUGCAGCUGUGAUCCAUUACAAUGGAAACUACAAGCCAUGGUUGGAUCUGGCUAUUUCAAAGUACAAGGCAUAUUGGUCAAGAUAUGUAAUGUCUGAUAACCCUUAUCUUCGACUUUGCAAAAUCAGUGAAUAAAAACCUAACCCCCCCCCCCCCUUCCCCUCACGGUCACCACACACACACACACUCACACAGACACUCGGCUCUCGUAAUAUCCGUCGGUCGGAAGAAGAAAUGGAAAUUCAAAAUUCUUUAUUUCUUUUAGAGACGUCAUUUUAGUGUAGGAAGAGAACGAAAAUGUUUCUGCAAACUGGAAAGCCUACAUUUUUUUGGGAGUUCCAAUAACAGCUUUCGAAAGCUAAUUCAAAGUUGCGAGUACGAAAAUUUUCCAAAACUUUC